Patella vulgata (common limpet) is the source of this 1761-nucleotide messenger RNA. RefSeq names its product sushi, von Willebrand factor type A, EGF and pentraxin domain-containing protein 1-like. The record is from RefSeq and is a predicted model, not a curated record. Bases 166 to 1413 code for a protein of 415 amino acids. Gene Ontology annotation, molecular function: calcium ion binding. The transcript is spliced from 7 exons. Lineage: Eukaryota; Metazoa; Mollusca; Gastropoda; Patellidae.
UUUAAUCACAGGUCAAAGUCUAUUGGUUGAAUGCUAUAGGAACAUACAUUUUAUGCUGGGGAAUCCCCAAUUCACAAACGCGUAUUAUUUCUAAGCAGGAAGUUCGUUAAAUUUGAUAAGAAGAAAUACAACGAAGGGAGUCAUAGGUACAGACAGCAUAGUAUUAUGGUUAAGUGGAUAAUUUUAGGACUAUUGGUAGUUACUUGUGUAGGUGUCAUUGCUGAUCGAGCAUCAACGUGGGAUUUCUGUAAUUGUCGAUUUCUUGAAUGGUCCACAUGGUCUUCUUGUACAAAACAAUGUUAUGGUAGGCAUUACAGAGACAGAUUGGUUCGACAUACAGUUAAAAAAGGGUGUACGGAAUUUACUGACUGUGCUACUCCUGGCUCAGGACACGAUUGGGAUGACUGCAACAAAUUUUGUUACAAUGGCGGUACAUACGUAUCUUCAUAUACUGGUUGUAAAUGUGUUGAUGGCAAAUAUGGUCGAUGCUGUGACAAAACUGUCACUUGUGCCACGCCCACCAAACCAGCCAAUGGAACAGUGUUAUACAGCAGUUUAACCUAUGGUAGCACUAUUACAUAUAGUUGCCAUGAUGAUUAUAAUAUGACGUCAGGUUUGUCCAGAAGAACGUGUCAGAAUAAUGGUGGUUGGAGUGGAGACGCUGCACGAUGUCAAUAUGUUAAUACAUGUUCCAGUAAUCCAUGUAAAAAUGGAGGAAGCUGUAUAAAUGGUGUAGAAAGUUAUACAUGUCAAUGUAACCCUGGUUGGAGUGGGAUUAAUUGUGAAAAUGAUAUUCAGCCCCCUGUAAUGACCGGAUGUUCUGAUGAUCAACUGAUUCAUACCCACGAAACGUCACAUAAUGUCACGUGGUCUAUCCCACAAUUCUCAGAUCCCAUGAAUAAGGAAAUCAGAAUGGUAACUAAUUACCCAGAAGGCUUUGUUGUGGCACCAUGGGGUGACCAUGUUGUUCAGUACGUGGCUACCAAACCAUUCAAUGGACUCCAAACGGAAUGUAAAUUUACUGUACAAAUCAGACCUAAUCCGUGUCCUGAACUAAACAUACCAAUUAAUGGUGCUCGUGUAUGUAAUGGAUGGAAGACAGAAUAUGCUAGAGUUUGUUUAGUUUACUGUGAUAAAGAAUUUACUCUUCAAUUGGGUUCAUAUUCUCCACAACAAUGGUAUGUUUGCGGAGCAACAGGCAACUGGUUACCAUCGGGACCUUUACCAAAUUGUACACUGCCUGAUAUCAAGAUUGGCUCGGCAAAUAACACCCCAGAUUAUCAGUAUAACAGUUGCCAUGACGAUUCUGUUAAACAGUCUUACAUACGUAGGCUCAAGUCGUCCAAUCAAAAGGCGUUGUGUGAUAAAAAUCCAGAUGAAUGUAAAUCAGAUAAUGUCUCUGUCGAUUGUUAAUAUUUCUCUUUAUAUCUGACGUCUAAAUAAGAAAUUCAUUAUUCUCAAUAUCAUCAUAAUACCAAAUGCCAAUUUUCUUUUUGAUUAUGUAAUUGAUUCCCUGAAAUCACUAUCUAUAGUGACUUAUUUGUCUACAAUCAAAGAAAGGUGUUUGAAUUUCCAUUUUCCAUGUUUUAAUGAAUACGGAAUUUAGCUACUGAAAUGACGUCACAGAUCAGACCCCACCUCCCUCAUUAUUAUUUUUUACAGAGGAUCGUGAUAUGGUGUUUUUUUGUGGUAUAAGGUUUAAGAUCACAGCAAUGUUUCAAUCAAAUGUUAUAGAUCAUGAAAUGUUAUGGAUUUAAAAUU